Molecule: messenger RNA, 213 nt
Organism: Penicillium salamii
Lineage: Eukaryota; Fungi; Ascomycota; Eurotiomycetes; Eurotiales; Aspergillaceae
Source: the annotation of a GenBank genome assembly
AUGGCUGGCGUUAUCAAGGACACUGUCACCAACAUUCUUGGAAAGUUUCAAGGCACAUCCGAGGAGACUCCUCGGGAGCCUUCGACUGAGGAGUUCCAAACACUUGUAGAGAAAUACAACAAGGCGGGACAAGGACAUGUUUUCGCCUUUGCUGAACAAUUAUCCACUGUCGAGAAGCCCUCAAUCCUCCCCCCGCCGCUACGGGCCCAGUGA